AAUCAUAGCUAGCACUCAGGAAGAAGAGCGGAUCUCUCAUUAGCUCGAGCUAGCUUUACAAAUCUUUAUACAGUGCAACACAAAAAGAUGGCGUCGAUCAACCCGUUUAAUCUCAGUGAUUCAGAGGAAGAGGCUGAAUCACGGUGCCCUAAUGAUGAAGAAACAGUUGACACAGCGGAGAGAAGAAGAAGCCCUAGUGAUGGAGCUCCAGGGCCGUCGCCAGGUAACCCGUUCUCUCCGCCCGCGGACGCCGAGGCUCCGACGCUUCUGCUGUCUAGCAACCGCACGAGCCCCAGCGGUGCGGCCAACACCAACACCACCACCUCCGCUAUGGCCGCUGCGGAGACGCGGAUAUCUGUGGAUGGUAUCGCCGCUCAGUUAAUACGGGACCAGUACAUUCUCACGGCCCUGGAGUUUCACACGGAGCUGCUGGAGGCUGGCAGAGAGCUGCCCAGACUGAGGGAUUAUUUCUCCAACCCGGGCAACUUCGAGCGACAGAGCGGCACUCCGCCUGCCAAGGACCAGGUACUCGGACCUGGAGGACCACUGAAUCGAGCAGGCAGCAUCAGCACCUUGGACUCUCUGGACUUUGCCCGUUACUCCGACGACGGCAACCGAGAGUCGGACGAGCGGGUGGCAGUGCUGGAGUUUGAGCUACGGAAAGCAAAGGAUACCAUUCAGGCUCUGCGCGCCAACUUGACUCAGGCAGCAGAGAGCGAAGUGCCCUCUCAGGAGAGAAAAAACUUCAAGUCCAGUCCAGAAAUUCAGGAGCCCAUACGCCCACUGGAGAAAAGAGCCUUAAACUUCCUUGUGAAUGAAUAUUUAUUAAAAAACGAAUACAAACUCUCAUCCAUCACCUUCUCUGAUGAAAAUGAUGAUCAGGACUUCGAGUUGUGGGAUGACGUCGGCCUCAACACCCCCAAACCCCCCGACCUGUUACAGCUCUACAGGAACUGCGGUACCCCCCUCCCUUCUCCUCGGGACACGGUCGAAGUGUCGGUAGGGGUGGAUUUCGGCGAUUUUCCGGGAAACUGCAUCGCCCCAGAGCUCCCAAAGAAGCCUGACCUCUCACAUCAGGUUUGUGUGUCGCAACAGACAGAAGUCGUCCAAGAGUUGGAAUACCAGAUAAGCCUCCUCAACAAUGAGAAGCAGAGCCUAGCCGAGCAGAUCAAGAAGCUGCAGAGUGAGAUUCAUACACUGAAGAGGACUGUGUCCUCCCCACCUCCGGCCACUCUGGACCUGGGCUCCCAGAAUACAUCGAACCCCUCCUCCUCCACCACCACCACUGACCCUCUCUCCGUGCCUCCUACAGAUAACGGCCAGUAUCUGGACAUCCGGGGGGUUUCAGAGCCUGAAACUAUCCCGGACCCUCCCGCUACUCAGAACAUUUCACAGCCUCACCCACAGUCCCACAACAAGCUUAAGAGUCGGCCUCCUGUCCAGUUUGAUCAGCCUAACAGGAAGCUGUCCCCGGCCUUCCUGCAAGCCCUGCUGUCCUUCUGCAGAAUGUGCUCCGACAGCCGCCUGGGAGUAGAGGUGUCUCGUAUAGCAGACAGCGAAGAGAGUGUGAUGCUAAUGCUGGGCCGCUGCCUCCCUCACAUCGUCCCUAAUGUCCUUCUGGCCAAACGAGAGAGAAUGGUUGCACAUCUUUGCCAGGAGUUGAUCCCACUCAUCUUAUGUACCGCCUGCCUUCACCCAGAGCCUAAAGAGAGAGACCAGCUCCUCCACAUCCUCUUUAACCUCAUCAAGAGACCAGAUGAUGAGCAGAGACAAAUGAUCUUGACGGGGUGUGUUGCGUUUGCGAGGCACGUGGGUCCCACGCGUGUCGAGGCUGAACUACUUCCUCAGUGCUGGGAACAGAUUAACCACAAAUAUCCAGAGAGGAGAUUGUUAGUGGCAGAGUCCUGUGGAGCCUUAGCACCAUACCUGCCUAAGGAGAUCCGUAGCUCCUUGGUGUUGUCCAUGUUGCAGCAGAUGCUCGCUGAAGAUAAGGCUGACAUGGUCAGAGAGGCUGUGGUCAAGAGUCUGGGUAUCAUCAUGGGUUACAUAGAUGAUGCUGACAAGUACUCCCAGGGUUUUGAGCUGAUGCUGCUGUCACUUGGGGACCCGUCAGAGCGGGUGGUCAGUGCAGUCCACCAGGUCUUCAUUCCUGCCUUUGCUGCCUGGACCACAGAGCUGGGCAGCCUGCAAACUACACUCAUUCCUUCUCUGUUGGCACGUAUAGAGAAACUACUUAUGCAAGGAGAACACGGUCUGGAUGAACACAAGCUACACGUGUUCCUGUCGGCCCUGCAGUCGCUCAUCCCUCCUCUGUUUGCUGUGGUGCUGCAGAACGCACCCUUCACCAGCAGAGCCAUACUCAACGGAGACAUACCUGCAAUAGAGGUGACCCGGUUCCCCAGGCCAGCUUCUCCCCUCCAGGACGUGGCGACCAUCAUCGGCAGCAGAGAGAUGCUGAGUGCUCUGCUGCUGCUCUACGACUACCAGCUGGAGCAUGAAGGAACCACUGGCUGGGACAGCCUGCUAUGGGUGGUCAAUCAACUCCUUCCGCAGCUCAUAGAGAUCGUCAGUCGUAUCAAUGUGACGUCAACGACCUGCGUACACGAGUUCUCUCGCUUCUUCUGGAGGCUCUGUCGCACCUUCGGCAAGAUUUUCACCAACACUAAGGUUAAACCACAGUUCCAAGAGAUCCUCCGACUAUCUGAAGAGAAUGUCGAUACGUCAGAAGGGAACGAUAUUCUCUGCAAAGCUACAGUUCCUAUCUACGCCACUGGAGUGCUGACUUGUUAUAACCAGGACGAGGAUCGCAAGUUGUUGGUGGGUUUCCUGGAGGAUGUUAUGACAACCUUGUCUCUGUCCCAUGCACCUCUCGACAGCCUGAAGGCCUCCUUUGUAGAGCUAGGCGCCAACCCAGUGUACCAUGAAUUGCUGCUCACUGUUCUGUGGUACGGAGUCGUCCAUACCUCUGCACUGGUCCGGUGUACUGCAGCGCGGAUGUUUGAGUUGGUUCUCCGAGGCAUGAGUGAAGCAUUAGUAGAUCGCCGUGCGGCUCCGGCCCUUAUAACUCUGUGCAGUGGGCCUGAAUUCUCAGUGAGGAUAUCUACUAUCCCUGCCUUUGGUACCAUCAUGGAGACCGUCACACAGAAAGAGCUGCUGGAGCGUGUAAAAAUGCAGCUGGCAUCGUUCUUGGAAGACCCUCAGUACCAAGAUCAGCACUCUUUGCACAUGGAGAUCAUCAGGACGUUUGGAAGAGUUGGACCCAAUGCAGAGCCACGCUUUAGAGACGAGUUUGUGUUGCCACAUCUUCACAAGCUGGCGCUGGGAAACAACAGCCAAACGGUGGAGAACAAGAGAAUCGACAUCGCUACCCAGCUGUUUGAGGCCUACAGCGCCCUCUCCUGCUGCUUCAUUUCCGAGGAGGUGAUGGUGAACCACUUCCUGCCUGGCCUCAGGUGUCUCCGCGCCGACAUGGAGCAGCUCUCUCCUGAACACGAGGUUAUUCUGAGUUCUAUGAUCAAGGAGUGUGAAAUCAAGGUGGAAAACAGAGGAAUGGCAGAUGCACAAGGCUCCAUGUCCAUCGCCUCCAGUUUGGUGGGCGAGGACGCCAAGACCAAGUUCCUGAGCAAGAUGGGUCAGCUGACCACCUCCGGCGCCAUGUUGGCCAACGUCUUCCAGAGAAAGAAGUGAUCACGACACUGACUAAUCGACUGCUGCGACUAACUGACGAUCCCCCGCUGUUUUUUGGGAGCAUUUCAUUCUACUGGGAAAAAGCAUUGGGUUCGGCUUAAAGUAGAACAAAACCACGUGUAUUGUUUAUUCAAUUUCAAGAAGUGAAGGUUUGCUGAAAGUUGAUUUUAAAAUCUCCAGUGCAGCGGGGACUCUUUUUUGCAGUGACAGCUAAGGUUUUCUCCUCUGCUCAUUUUUCCUCUCCUUAAAUCAUGACGAAAGCAUCGUCCAGGACUUUGCGUUCAUGAAUCAGUGUUGUCAACAUUGUCAUUUCAGAAAGAGGCGAGAAGGGAGGAAGACACUGAGCGGUAUUGCGAUGCACCCAGAGUUGAUAGUAAGGGACUUGUUUCUUGGACGUUGUCUGGACUCGAAAGUAUCACAGAAUUUAAUUUGAUUUUCAUCAGAAGAGCUUCACUCGUCUCUAGGAAACAAAACUCUGAGCGCGGCCUGCUGGAAUUUCAUUUUGAAUUUUAAAAACGCCAUCUUGGAGCAAAGAGUUGUGCGAUAGAUGCAUUAACAUUCGUUACGGAAUAACGUCUCUCGUAAGAACGCCUUGUACAGGGUAUCUGUACGGCUCAGAAGUGUCACAUACUUGAAGCUAUAAAAAGAAUUGUCUUGCCUUUAUUUCUUCAAAGUCUGUCACUGUUUUUUUUGUUUGGACAGCUUCUGUUUUAUAACUUAUUUAUGUCUUAAUGAAAAAAAAGAAACAACCUUAUUCCAACUUCCAAAGAAAUUUGCACUUCACUUUACUAUUUUGUUCUUUAUUUUAUAUAUAUAUAUAUAUAUAUAUAUAUAUAUAUAUAAAUAUGUUUUAAUUCAGAGUCUUAUACAUUGAACAUUAUCACUACUGUUUAUGGAUUUUGUUUAUCCGUUUUGGCAAUGUGAAGUUGAAGAGAACACUGAUCAUGAUUAUUCCCUCUCUGUCGGUUGCAUCUUGUCUCUGUGUUGCAGUGUCUCUGAUAAUUGUACUUUUUUUGUUUUCUAAAGUGGGUAUUUGGUUCUAUUUUUUUUUGUUGGUGUUCUUUUUCGAUAUGCUCUAUACGAGAAAACGGUAAAUAACUGUAUCAUACACUGAACUGAGGAGGAUGGUACUCACUAUGUAUAUUUGAAAUCGGUGUCAUGGUGUAAUAAAAAGUUGGAGGUCAGUUGUGUACUUAAAAAUAUA
Sebastes umbrosus (honeycomb rockfish) is the source of this 4891-nucleotide messenger RNA. RefSeq names its product RAB11 binding and LisH domain, coiled-coil and HEAT repeat containing (gene relch). The record is from RefSeq and is a predicted model, not a curated record. The transcript has 31 exons. NCBI's taxonomy places the organism in Eukaryota, Metazoa, Chordata, Actinopteri, Perciformes, Sebastidae. Gene Ontology annotation, molecular function: protein binding. Bases 88 to 3687 code for a protein of 1199 amino acids. Gene Ontology annotation, cellular component: trans-Golgi network; recycling endosome. Gene Ontology annotation, biological process: intracellular cholesterol transport.